Molecule: messenger RNA, 7170 nt
Organism: Microtus ochrogaster (prairie vole)
Lineage: Eukaryota; Metazoa; Chordata; Mammalia; Rodentia; Cricetidae
Product: protection of telomeres protein 1
Exons: 16
Coding region: 2867-4864 (665 amino acids)
Biological process (GO): telomere capping; regulation of telomere maintenance via telomerase
Cellular component (GO): chromosome, telomeric region; nuclear telomere cap complex
Molecular function (GO): telomerase inhibitor activity; G-rich strand telomeric DNA binding
Source: RefSeq, a predicted model, not a curated record
CUCCCUGGGAGAUUUUAUGGGUAGAGUUGGGGAUGGAUUGUGGCAUGGUUAUCAUUUAGUUAAUGUCUAAUAUCCAUAUACCAUAUUUAUCUUUGGACAGAAUUAUCUUUUACAGUCAUUUUCCCUCAUCAAUCACAUAGCCCAACUUCUAGGCAGAUCUUGUAGCUUCAAGGACACUAGACAGAAAGAAAAUCUAUAAACUAGCCCAGGGAGAUUGCUAUAUCCAAAGCACUGUAUUAUUGUUGUCAAUAGGCCCAAGAAAAAUCCUCAGGCCAGUGCUGAUGCUAUAAUUAUUCAAUUUUUAGCACAAUAAAAGGAUUGCAUUUCCUAUCCUUAGAGGAUUCAUUUGUACCUUUAGUCCUGUCAUUCUUCUGCUGUGUGGUCAUAUGGCAUCAUAGUGGCUGUUAGGAGUUAACUCUAAGAAAGGGAGGUCCUGGCACCUCAUUCUUUCAGCAGCUUUCUUCACCAUUUUUUGCCCACCAGGAUAAGCCCCUGUGUAGGGCAGCGGUAACUUCAGCUAAUCUAACUUUGUUGAUGUCUAUGUCGUGUAAUCGCCUGAGUGUAUAAUAGGAAGAAACUUGCACCAUAUUCUGAUUGUAUUGUUCCCGAGUAAGUCCAGGAGAUGUUUCGAGAAUAUCUCAGAGCCUCAUAAAGAGAACUCUGGCUGCUUUAUGUGGGACACAACCUCCAGGGCGUAAGGAAGACCUUCAGGUGGGUGAGUGAGAGGAGUGCUAUGCUCAGGACUUCCCUGGGGAAGCUAAGCAGCAGUACUUUUGGGAGAAGGCAUUAAUGAUUCAUAAGAAAUUUCCCAUCAAUCCAGUUUUCCCAGGUUGUAUAAAUAUUAAAAAUCCCCCAAGCAUGCAACCUGUGGAAAGCAAAACCAAAAAUGGCGUGGGUUUACGGAUCUUUGUCACACAGCUGUGCUGACUACUGUUUCUCUGUGACCAUGAGAAGUAAACCGCAGAGCUCGACAAAACCACGCAGGAGUUUAUUAGGGAAGGGCUGGGAUAAGGGGAGGGCAGUGUGGUCCACCACCAGUCACGGAGAAUACAGGCAGUCCUAGUUGGUGUGCAGUUCUGGAGCGGGCUCCGGGGACUGUGGCGUCUCCCCUGAGGCAGCGGUUACCGGUGUGCUUCUCGCUGCUGUGCAGCAGUGUGCAUCUACUGUGCCGUUACCGUGCUGCGGUGUGCUGUCACUGUUGUGCCCCCGAGCAGGACGGGCCGGUAAAUGCAGGAACCCCAACACUGGCUUUAUCAUUGCUGUUCCCACCAGGUAUGGCUGUGCCAGGAUAUGAGUAUGGUCUUGAUAAAAGACAAGUUUGUGAACUGUAAAGACAUAUUUAAAUAAAUUUUCUGAGGAAAUCUAGUGUAUCUGUGCUAUUUGUCAAGUAAGAAGAUCGAUAGAAAAUUGCAAUGUGUCUCUCUUUUGGGAUUUCUAGUAGUUAGGUUUGGUAAACGACUGUUCAGUAGACUGUAAAGUUCAGGCAGGGCACAGAGCAAGUAAAUAGAAGGCAGAGUUGUGAGCUUAGAUCUCAGAGAAGCCAUUCGUUAAUUAAGAAAACAAAUACAAAUGAGUAUAGUCUAACAGGAAAAAAACACUGGUAUUUCAGACCAUCUAAGUCUAUUUCUUCAAGCCAUUAAGUUUUAUUAAAUAGACAUACCAUGCCUAUGGGAAAAUGAACAAGUUGCAUCAUAUGGAUUUUACAAAGGAAACAGAAACUUGUAACUAGUAUCUACUCCAGAAAAGAUGUUAUAAGGAUAGCUCUUCUAGUCCUGCACUUCCAGUGGUAACUGUUCUUCUCGUCCUGCGCUCCCAGUGAUAACUGUUCUUCUCGUCCUGCGCUCCCAGUGAUAACUGUUCUUCUCGUCCGCAGAUUGUUUUCCUUUGUGUUUCACAGCAUUGCACCUCUCCCAGGCGCAGCUCAGCCACACAUAGGUGGUAGCCCUUUCUGGAUUGAGGGACUGCUCACCAUAGCGAAUAGAAUAGAGCACACUGGAAGUGGGCCUCAGGCCCAGUGCACAGAAGACUUCCACAUGGUACAUAGUAAAGGUGGAGAGAGAUGGAAGCCCAGGAAUUUUAUAGCUAUCUUAUGAAUUUGUUGCUAAAAUUGGAUCAGUAAAAUUAAUAAUAUAAUGCAACAGAUAAAAGCCUAGUCAUUUUAGUUUAUGGAAAACAAGAAUUAAAAGACAAUGAAAUAAAAUUAAAGGAUAAUGACCUGAUAGCUAAAAACAAAAGGGGAGUCCUAAUUUUCACUAGUGUAAAAAUACAGAGUGCUUCCGUCGAUGUCCUGGAUCAAUUCUUAGGUCUGACCUGCUGGGUACUGAUAGUCCUGUCUCGGUUGCUGUCUCUACUCCAGAUUUAGUUUCAGUUCUGUUUCUCCUACUGUUGUGUCACCUGCUGCCUCAUCACAGGACUCACUCACUGCUCGUUUACAGAAUUGGAGGCGGUGAUUCUGGAAGUCUCACUAAAUGCAACUGUCUAAGAAGUGUUUUUAGCGCUUUUUCCAUUACAGCCAUCUGUGGCUGUCCUGUAUCUGUUAGUGAAGGAGGCUCUUAAGGAAGGUUGUGGUCUGACUCGCGUAUUCAGUAACAUUAAACAAGUUUAGGUUAACCAGACUCUGCUUUGUAGAUGUGCCUGCCAAACAUGCUGUGAACACAGACUUGUGGUGCUCGGCGUUAUGCGUGUUUACUGAUGGAUGAACUCUAAUUUUCCCAUGUUGGGUACCACUGCAGUGUCUGGAUUUGGAGUCGUGUCAGUAGCAAGCAGAGGUAAUAAACAUGGACAGCAAUGCUUUGACAGCAUUUGAAGAUUUUCCACUCCCUGUUUAUGGUUUUCAUAGUCUGUAAGAGAAUUUUCCACAGAAGCAAUGUCUUUGGUCCCAGUAGCACCUUAUACAUACACACCCCUGAAUCUACUUAAGGAUGGCGCAGUUGUCAAUGUCUGUGGUGUUGUGAAGUUCUUUAAGCCUCCCUACUUAAGCAAAGGAACUGAUUAUUGUUCCGUUGUAACAAUUGUGGACCAGACAGGUGUGAAGUUAACAUGCCUGCUCUUUAGUAGAAAGUAUGAGGACCUUCCAGUCAUUUAUAAAGUUGGAGACAUUGUUUGUUUCCGCGGGCUGAAGAUCCAAGUAUAUAAAAACGAACUUCAGGCAAUCAGCAACUAUGGUUUUGCAUCUUUGACAUUUGAUGGUACUUUAAUGUCUCCUGUGACACUGCGCACUUCAGGCAAAAACUUUAACAUCACUGCUCUGGACCACAAUAUGGUAGAAGCCUUGCGGGCUUGGGCAUCCACACAUGUGCCACCUUCCUCCACCCUACUGCCGCUCUCUGACAUCCACCCCAUGCAGUACUGUGACCUGACCUGUCAGCUCCUGGGCAAAGCAGAAGUGGAUGGGACAUCUUUCCUUCUGAAGGUAUGGGAUGGCACCAGGACGAAGUUUCCCUCUUGGAGAGUCUGCAUCCAAGACCUUGUGCUGGAAGGUGACUUAAGUCACAUUCUGCGGCUACGGAAUCUGGUGAUAGAUGUUGUAGUUUAUGAUAAUCAUGUCCAAAUGGCAAAAUCCCUGAAGAUUGGAAGCUUUCUUAGAAUCUAUAGCCUCCAUACCAGACUUCAGCCAGUUAAUUCAGAGUCCAUGACUUCACUGAUAAGGUUGGAGUUUCAUCUUCAUGGAGGGACCAGCUAUGGUCGGGGGAUCAGAGUCUUACCAGAAAGUAACCCCGAUGUAGAUCAGCUGAAAAGAGCUUUAGAAUCUGUAGAUUUGGCAGCCAUUCAGCCCUCAAAUGAUACCUGUCAAUCAGAAGAUGAAGACGACUGUUUAACACCUUCACACUCUGACUCAGACUUGGUUUCACUGUAUGCGGUAGAAAGAUGUCAGCAAUUCUGUGCUACAAAACUUAUAGAUCACCACUAUUUAGAGAAGACACCACUGCAUGCCAUUUUGCAGCAAAGAGCUCCUCAACAAUAUCGAAUCCUAGCAAAACUGAGAUCAUAUGAGCCCAGAAGACUUUUCCAGUCUGUUAAACUUCUUUGUCCUAAAUGUAAUUCAUUGCAAGAAGUUCCAUCUGAGGAAAAUGUGGAUAAAAUUUUUCAAGAUGCUGCAACUAAAUCUCCGGAGAGCAAACUACAAGGUACAUCACUAUAUGACUCAGAGGUCUGGACCACCAAAGGUCAAGGAGGACGUCAUGUCGCUGUCCAUUUUGUGAAAAACGAUGGCAUCCUCCCUCUUUCAGAUGAAUGUCUAAUUUUGAUAGAAGGAGGACGACUCUGUGAAAUCUCUAAACUGUCAAGCAUGUUUGGCGGUGUGAUCCCUGUGAGGUCCGGCCCUGAGGACCUGGAGCUCCUCGACCUUGCAGCACCAUUCCUCAUACGAGGAAAGGUGUGUCACUAUGGAUGUAAACAGUGCUCAAACUUGAAACCCAUACAAAACCUAAGGACCAUUCCUAAUAAAAGACUGUGGAUUCCUUCUUCUGUGGCAGAAGAUCAAAAUUUUAAAAAUAUGAAGUUGAGGAAUCCAUAUCUGAGGAGCCAUUCCUUCAGAAAUUCCAGUGCUCGGCAAAGCGCAGCUGUGGAGCCAUUCAGUCGUGAGCUCACUGCACUGUGCAGGCAGGCCUCCGUGGGCCGAGAGCAGCCACGGAACCGUUCCGUCGAGAAAUUUUUCCAGAUCCCAGCAUCUGAAGUCCUCACUGAUGACAGCCUUCAGGGGAAUCUGGAAAAGGUCAUGAAUGUGAUUUGUCCUCCAGGAAUAAAAAUUGAUGCAUACCCGUGGCUCGAGUGCCUCAUCAAGUCCUACAACGUCACAAGCGGAACAGAGCAGCGAAUAUGUUACCAGAUAUUCGACACCACGGUUGCAGAAGACAUCAUCUAGUGACUCUUUGGUGCCAUGUAUAGGGGGUUUUAUGAUAAAAAAAAAAAAAAACACUUUUGUUAAAGUACCUUCAGAUUUUCACUACAGCUUAAGUUCUUUUGUACAGAAAGACAUUUCUUGUGAAUAUGCUACAACACCUAUUGCUCAACAUGCCUAGGGUUACUACUACAGUUACAGACAGGACCACACUUUUGUGUGGGGACCAAACUUUCAUUCUUUCUGUUCCUUCAGGAGUGCUAUGUUAUUACUGGUGGACCCUGAGGCUCCAUCUCCCACCGUGAGACUCUUGUUUCUAUGCUGCCACCCACCGUCCCCUCGUUGGGUUUCAUUGUCUGUCCUGAGUUUUACACCAGCAGUUGAUGGUAAUGUGGGUAUAGAUGAGAUAUCCUUGAGCUCUUGCAUUCAUUGAUAAAACAGUGGUGGCUACUUUUCUCUCAACCUAUUCCAUUUUCCUUUAUUUAUGUAUAGAGGAAGUGCUUAGCCAGUCCUGGGGAAGGAAGUCUUCCUGUACCUUCACACGCACGUGUUUGUUUGAGUUCAACUUGAACAAAUGUUUGUCUGAGUGAGCUACAAUGUACUAAAGAGAGUAUUUGAUUUAAGGAAGAGUGGCAGAGUUUUAUUUGGUGCUUAAGUUGCUCAUUUUAAGAUGAGUCUGUCACUUUAAGCCAGAUGUGUUUGAUUUCUACUUCUCUCUGUAAAUAUUCCAUCCUAUACCAGCUAAGAGGUGAUUAAAUUUAGGAUUUUUCUUAGCUGAAAAAGUAUUAUAUUUUUAAUAGCCUUAUGUAAAAAUAUUCCUACAUUGCAAUAGAAUGAUGAGCUUUUUAACUCAGUGGUGUUUAUCAAGUUUAAAAUCAUGAGUAGUCAAUUCCUAUUGUACAUAUGUGUACAUAUGCAUUUGUGUAUUUGCUAAAAAUAGAGGGAUAACAGAUCUGUGUGGCUUAAAAUAAUAAGAAAUAAAUGCAUUUAUUUCUACAGCUUCAAUGAUUGGCGGUGAUAUAAUAUGGUGAGGUGGCUACUGUAGUUUGAAUCUUGACUGUCCUUCAGGUGGUCAUAAAUUAAAACCAUGGCACCAUUAGGGGUUGUGGCUAACUUAAGGUAUGGAACUUGUGGAGGAAGUUAAUUUGUGGGUGGCAUACCCUGGUCCUGACUACAUCUUGUCUCACUCUUUCCUCCUGCUUUCUGUUACCGACUAUCAUAUCAGACACAGGCCCAAAAGAGCAGGGCCUAAGACCAUGGACUGGAAAUUCUGAGACCAUGAACCAAAUUAAGUGCUUCCUCUUUAUAAAUGUUUUAUCGCAGUAACAGAAAUCUAACUCUGCUAUAGUGCUUGUAGACCAGUUCCUGGAACUGUCUGCAUCCCAGGUGCUGUGCUCAAAUCUUCACGUGUUUAAAUAAUAAGAUAGCUGGAUCCUCUUGGGAAACGGACUUCACUGCAUUCCUAUGUUCCUCUGUGCUGGGGUAAUGAGUUGAGUACACACGGUCUAUACGAGGGGCCACCCCAGCCAGGACCCUUAAGGUAAGGGUGCUGUGAGCCCUCCUUCAGACAGCUGUAGGAAAUACCGAAAGGAACCAGUGUGUUCUCUGCGUUAUAGAAAGCACCUGUUUGAUGACGCAUUGCCCCUUUCAAUAGCCCCAAAUUCCGUUUCUUUGCUGUGUCAAUAUGUUUCUACACCCAGCUCCCACCAUCCUGUAUUUGAGAUAGUGAGAGACUGAUGCUAUUCAGUCAAUGAACUCUUGGUUCAAAUCUUUCAUAGGAAACCCAUUGAGUAAAUAUGUUCAAAAUCACCAAUACUCUUGGGAUCUGGAAUGAACGUUCCUCUGCCGUCAGGAAGAAAAUCACCAAUACUCUUGGGAUCUGGAAUGAACGUUCCUCUGCCGUCUUGGGAUCUGGAAUGAGCGUUCCUCUGCCGUCUUGGGAUCUGGAAUGAGCGUUCCUCUGCCGUCUUGGGAUCUGGAAUGAGCGUUCCUCUGCCGUCAGGAAGUGCCACUCUGCUCUCAGGAGGGCUCAGCUGUCACAACCUCACUCUGAAUGUGUCAUGCCUGCAGGUUUUCAAAGGGAAACUGAACCUUGCUUUCCUUUCCAUCUGCAUUAAACUCUCAUUGCAUGAUUUUUGUCUUUGCUGGGUGGUUUUUGUCCUCAAUUGGGGAGGAGUGUUCCACCAACACGGUAUUUUUCCAGUGACAACAUACACAUAUUAUCCUUAUUCUGGGAAUUUUCACCUCUAGAACAGCUGUAUGGUGGUAGCUCAUCACGUCACAGCCAAUUGUCUAUCUUUCAUUUGGUAACAUCUUCCUGAUUAACUAUU